This is a messenger RNA of Radiomyces spectabilis, 1752 nucleotides long. RefSeq lists its product as uncharacterized. The coding region runs from base 328 to 1338 and encodes 336 amino acids. NCBI's taxonomy places the organism in Eukaryota, Fungi, Mucoromycota, Mucoromycetes, Mucorales, Radiomycetaceae. The transcript has 6 exons. The record is from RefSeq and is a predicted model, not a curated record.
UUUUUUUUUAUCCUGUUAAAGCGCCAUGCGACCUUGCAAAGAAAUUUCAUUCGUUGCUGUGGCUUUGGCUCAGGGAUAUUUGACCCUUUGCCUCUUUCUUUUGUCUUUUGGCUUUGCGAAAUGGAUGGUUCACUGGUUCUUGAGCUGAACUGAUAACGGGAUUACUCCGGAGUUUAUAUUCUAUCCAGAGACAAACCUGGUCACCCACGGAAAAGCUUGCCCAGUGAUCAUCAUUUGAAUAUUUAUAAACAACAUCACCCUUUUCCGCUCCAUGCACUUCUCUGUUCAUUUUAUUUCGUGCAGUUCUUUCUUUUUCGACAAUUUUGCAUGCAUUUUCAAGUUGUCCUUGUAUGCAUCGUGGUCAAUUUAGCGACUACGAUCGCUCUUCAGAUGGGUGAGCGGUGCGAUCCUAAUCCCUACUACUCGGCCAGUUGGCAAUACGAAGAUUCGUGUGAUAAUGUCUAUCUGUACUGCGAUGCGAAUACCAGUACCUGCCAACUCAAAGGAUGUUCCAACGCAGACUUUAUUCUAGGUUGGGAUACACAGACACAUAAUUUACCGUCACGAUGCAACUCCACCACGUUUUGCCCCGACAGUAAUUCUCAAUGUACACCGUUAUUGCCCGUAGGAGGACAUUGCGAAAUGCAACGAGAUGAUGAAUGUGCGGGACAAAAUUCGAUCUGUCUCAAUUCAACUUGUCACAUCAAAGGCGUUCCUUUGGGUGCUCACUGUGGCGCUGAUACCACUAAUUUCGUCACAUACGAUGCACAAGGUUAUGCUAUCCAUCAAACGAUUAUCCGCGAUAACUGUACCACAGGCGCUUACUGCGAUGAGCAACGUACAUCGACUUGCAUCACGGCGAAACCCAAUGGGCAAUUUUGUAACCAAGAUCGCGAAUGCUUGUCCGAGACGUGUCACGCCGAUGGUAUAUGUAUUAAUGGACCUGAAGUGUUUCGUAUGAUUCCUUCCUGGUUGUGGGGCGUAGUGGGAUUAUCGAUUGUGCUGUUUGUUCUCCUCACCAUGGGAGCACUGUGGAUACUGCAGCGAUACCAGUCGCGAAAGGAACACGAAAAGAUUGCCAAGUUUUUCGGCGACAACGAGGAGUUUGCCAAGCACGCAUUAAUGGAUCACGAUAGUCAAUCCACUGAAGGCCUGACCCGAUCUUCACCACCCACGGAAGGACACGGCAGCUUUGUUUAUUUGGCGACGCCGGAUUAUGUAAAAUCCUCGGCUCUGUCAGCCCACUCCUGGCGCAACCCGGCUCCUAAGCAUCGCGAUUCCUCUUUCUCUCAUCGCGAUACAACCACGUUAUCCACUAGGCCUCAAUCGCCGCAGUAAAAAUAGAUAAUUUCUUCAUCCGAUAAUAUAGAAGAAUCCCGUUUUAUUGUCAAUGCAUGGCUGCGCAAUCCCCCAAAAAUUUGCUCAAGGCCGUAAAAGGCAUGUGUUGUGGUGCCUGAGUUUCGCUUGUUGAAAAAGAAAAAAAAUUGUGCUACGAGUCCAAUAAGUUUUUCAGUCAAGACCUUCUCCAUUAUCCAAAAGAAAAUAACCUGUAAGUCGUCGAACGUUGACACAAAAAUUCCUUCUUAAGAGUAUCCCUAACAUAUUGGCCGGGAUAAGGAAUCUUGGUGACUUGCUACAACCGUGCAGAAUCAGUUAUUCUUGCAUUCGUCUUGAAAGCGACGCGGUUGAUCCUUCUAAUGACUGUGUAUGUGAUUCUAUGAUUCGGCUUACAAAUAGUAGGAAAGAAUAAAG